Acaulospora morrowiae is the source of this 367-nucleotide messenger RNA. NCBI's taxonomy places the organism in Eukaryota, Fungi, Glomeromycota, Glomeromycetes, Diversisporales, Acaulosporaceae. The record is from the annotation of a GenBank genome assembly.
CGAAAUUUCUUCGUCUGGGCCGGGUGAUCUUCACUCGCUUGAGAUAAAGUUUGAAGGCGAAAUGAAAAAGGCUGCGUUUCUUGAGUUAAAUGAAUAUAUACACAAGAAUCUCACCAAUGUGGCCGCCACCAUUCCUCUCAAGAAGGUCGAAGAAUACCAGAAAAAACUGCGUGACCUGCCCACCCGUUUUGAACAAGAACUGCUCGACGUCGCCUUUUCCGCUGCCGUGAUGGACACGGACAAAAUGGAAUUGGACAGAGAACACUGGACCCCUACCAGUGAAAUCACUAAGGACGUUGCUAGCAAUGUUCUGGCGCUGAAGAACUAUGUCAUAUUUUUAAAAAACAAAGCUGCGACACCUAAAGAG